Molecule: messenger RNA, 8097 nt
Organism: Diabrotica virgifera virgifera (western corn rootworm)
Lineage: Eukaryota; Metazoa; Arthropoda; Insecta; Coleoptera; Chrysomelidae
Product: serine-rich adhesin for platelets
Exons: 12
Coding region: 63-7949 (2628 amino acids)
Cellular component (GO): extracellular region
Molecular function (GO): chitin binding
Source: RefSeq, a predicted model, not a curated record
AAUGCGUACGGUGGUAGUAGAAGAAAAAUGUAAGUAAUAGCCAUAGUAGAUAAUAUUCUAUAAUGAAUAAUAUGACUUUGGCUUUAGUUUUUGCGAUUUUAUUUAUCGGUGGAAUAUCUACUGCUACAAACAAAGAAAUUGUCCAACAAUUAAGACACAAUGCCCUAUGUCUUCAGGCUGGAUUUUCUUGCCCUGCAGUAGACAGUCAAACAUCGGUUUACUUUCCAUUAGCAGAUUGCACCAAGUUCUGUCAAUGUUCCAACGGAGUUCCAUAUCUACACAAUUGUCCGCCGGGGUUACAUUUCAAUCCAAGUCUUAACGUUUGUGAUUAUCCUGCGCAGGCUGGAUGUACCGGUGAAGGGGUUGUAGUAAGUACAACAACUACUACUACAACUACUACUACCACUACGCCGGCUCCAACUACUACCACUACGACUACCACAACACCUGCUCCUACUACUACUUCGGCGCCGACCACCACCUCUACUUCAACUACUGCUCCUACAACAACAACUCCCACUACCACUACUUCUGCCCCAGUAACCACCACUAGGACGACCACAACACCUGCUCCCUCCACUACAUCGGGACCAAUUACUUCAACAACUGCUGCUACAACUAUAAAAGUUGAUAAUUUAUGUCUUCAGCAAAACAUAGCUUGUCCAGCAGUUGAUGGACCAGAUUCCGUCUAUUUCUCACAUAGCAAUUGUUCUAAAUUUUGCCAAUGUUCCAACGGUGUGCCAUAUGAACACACUUGUCCAGAAGGUCUUCAUUUUAAUGCAAAAUUGAAUAUUUGUGAUUGGCCACAGAAUGCAGGAUGUAGUGGAACAGAUGUAACUCAACCGACUGUUGAACCUACCACAAUUACAACUGCCAAUUCUUCGACAGCUACAAACAGUACAACUGAAAGUUCAACUACAGUUUCGUCUACUACGACCACGCAAGAAACUCCUCAAGACACUACAACUCUUAGUGAUAAUAUUUGCAUUCGUGAAAAUAUAAUUUGUCCUGUUGUUGACGGACCAAAUUCAGUGUACGCAGCUGUAUCAGAUUGUACCAAAUUUUGCCAAUGCUCAAAUGGUUACCCAUACCAGCAGAACUGUCCAGUAGGUUUACACUUUAAUCCAAAACUGAACGUCUGCGACUGGCCUGAAGAUGCUGGUUGUACUGGAGGUACCACCGCAGUCACUAGAACUGCUCAAAGUACUACUUCCACAACAACUGUAAGUAGCACAAGCGAAACCACAAUAACUACAGAGGAAGUUACAACUCAGAGAGUUAAAAACGGAACUGAAAUUUGCCUUGAAAAUAAUAUAGUAUGUCCUGUUAUCGAUGGUCCUGACUCAGUAUAUGCAGCUUUACCAGAUUGUACCAGAUUCUGCCAAUGUUCAAACGGCCUACCAUAUUUGCACAGUUGUCCACAUGGUUUACAUUUUAAUCCAAAUCUAAACGUAUGCGACUGGCCUGAAGAUGCAGGAUGUACCGGUGGUACUACCACCACAGAAAUAAAUAUUACGCAAAAUGAAACGACUGAAAAAACAACCACAAUCAUUGUAACAAGCACUAACGCAGAAGCUAGUACCACUCAAGAUACUUCUAAUGGACCACAAAAUACAACAAAAAUAUGUUUACAGCAUGGUAUCCAAUGUCCCAAGAUAGAUGGUCCUAAUUCCAUCUAUGGAGCAUUACCUGAUUGCACCAAAUUUUGUCAGUGUUCAAACGGAAUACCAUAUCUGCAUAGAUGUCCAGUUGGAUUACAUUUUAACCCUACUCUGAGUGUGUGUGACUGGCCUGAAGACGCAGGAUGUGUUGGUGAGGUCACAACAGAAAAGACAACUGAAAAUAUUACCAGUGACGCAACCACUGAAAAUAUAUCAACUGUACCAUCAAAUACUACCACUUCUGACACAGCUUCAUCUGAAGCAAGCACCAAUAAUUAUAAUACAAAUUCAGCUGAUGCUAGUACUCCCUCUGUGUCAACCCCAGCAAGCAGAGAUAAUACUACUACAGAAAACACAACUCAAGAUAUAACCAGCGAUGUAACCACUGAAAAUAUAUCAACUGUACCAUCAAAUGCUACCACUUCUGACACAGUUUCUUCUGAAGCAAGUACCAAUAAUUAUAAUACAAAUUCAACUGAUGCAAUUACUCCCUCUGUGUCAACCCCACCAAGCAGAGAUAUUACUACUAUAGAAAACACAACUCAAGAUAUAACCAGCGAUGUAACCACUGAAAAUAUAUCAACUGUACAAUCAAAUGCUACCACUUCUGACACAGCGUCAUCUGAAGCAAGUACCAAUAAUUAUAAUACAAAUUCAACUGAUGCAAUCGCUCCUUCUGUGUCAACCCCAGCAAGCGGAGAUAAUACUACUACAGAAAACACAACUCAAAAUAUAACCAGUGAGGCAACUACUGAAAAUAUAUCAAGUGUACCAUCAAAUACUACCACUUCUGAACCAACCACUGAAGCAAGUACUAAUAAUGAUAAUAAUAGUACUGCCAUCAGCACUGAAGGUACAACUGCUAACACUCCAACUGAAAGUAAUAUCACAGAAGAAAAUACGUCUGCAAGUAAUAGUACUGAAGGUAAUACAACAGAGAAUAGUAGCACAAAGGAUACUACUACAGAAGUAAGUUCAACGAGUGAAGAACACACCUCCGAUGGUAGUACGACUGUCGCUCCACGAAAUGAAACAUCAUUAUGUCUUCGAAGUAACAUUGUUUGCCCUGCAAUAGAUGGAGCAGAAUCAGUUUACGCUUCUCUACCGGACUGUACCAAAUUCUGUCAGUGCUCAAACGGAGUACCUUAUCUUCAACAUUGUCCAGCUGGCCUACACUUUAAUCCUACACUAAAUGUGUGCGAUUGGCCAGAAGAUGCAGGCUGCACAAGCGGUAAUAAUAGUACUUCUAUCAGCACUGAAGGUACAACUGCUAGCACUCAAACUGAAAAUAAUAGCACAGAAAAAAGCACCUCUGCUAGUAAUAGUACCGAAGGAAAUACAACCGAAAAUAAUAACGCACAAAAUAAUACCACCGAAAUAUCUACUACACAAGCCAGUAUUACAAGUGACACUAGCGUAGAUGUAACACAAGACAAUUCUAACAGUAGUACGACUCCACAAGAUGGGUUAGAACUAUGUAUUAAACACGACGUUGUUUGCCCUGAAGUCGACGGACCAGUUUCAGUUUAUGCCCGCUUACCAGACUGUACCAAAUUCUGUCAAUGUUCUAAUGGGGUACCGUAUCUGCAUCAUUGUCCACUAGGUCUACAUUUCAAUCCUUCACUAAAUGUUUGUGAUUGGCCAGAAGAUGCAGGUUGUAAUAAUGUAAUAGAUGUAACUGAAAGUACUUCAAAAGAAGGCAGCACUUCUACUGCCACAACAGAAUAUAAUGAGGUCACUACUAAAAAUAAUACUACCAACGAAAGUACCGAUUCCACAGAUGUCCCCAAUACUACGGAGAGUCAAACCAAAACUACUACUGGCGAAAAUGUAACUGACAAUGUUACAACAGAAGAUAAUAUUUCUAGUAGCACAACAGGUGAUGUAGAUGAAACAAGCGCUGAUAAUAGAACCACGGACGAAGGUACUACUGAAAACAACACAGAUGUCCCCAGUACUAUGGAAAGUGAAACCGAGACUGCAACUGGUGACAAUGUAACUGAUAAUGUUACCACAGAAGAGAACAUUUCUAGUAGCACAACAGGUGAUGUGGAAGAAACAAGCGCUGAUAAUAAAACCACAGACGAAGGUACUACCGAAAACGACACAGAUGUCACCAGUACUACGGACAGUCAAACCGAGACCUCAACUGGUGACAAUGUAACUGAUAAUGUUACCACAGAAGAUAAUAUUUCUAGUAGCACAACAGGUGAUGUGGAAGAAACAAGCGCUGAUAAUAGAACCACGGACGAAGGUACUACUGAAAACAACACAGAUGUCUCCAGUACUACGGAGAGUCAAACCGAAACUGCAACUGGUGGAAAUGUAACUGAUAAUGUUACCACAGAAGAGAACAUUUCUAGUAGCACAACAGGUGAUGUGGAAGAAACAAGCGCUGAUAAUAGAACCACCGACGAAGGUACUACCGAAAACAACACAGAUGUCCCCAGUACUACGGGCAGUCAAACUGAGACUACAACUGGUGAAAAUGUAACUGAUAAUGUUACCACAGAAGAGAAUAUUUCUAGUAGCACAACAGGUGAUGUGGAAGAAACAAGCGCUGAUAAUAGAACCACGGACGAAGGCACUACAGAAAACUACACAGAUGUCCCUAGCACUUCGGACAGUCGAACUGAGACUACCACUGGUGACAAUGUGACUGAUAAUGUUACUACAGAAGAAAAUAUUUCUAGUAGCACAACAGGUGAUAUGGAAGAAACAAGCACUGAUAAUAGAACCACCGACGAAGGUACUACUGAAAACAACACAGAUGUCCCCAGUACUACGGACAGUCAAACCGAGACUACAACUGGUGACAACGUAACUGAUAAUGUUACCAGAGAAGAGAACAUUUCUAGUAGCACAACAGGUGAUGUGGAAGAAACAAGCACUGAUAAUAAUACCACCGACGAAGGUACUACUGAAAACAAACCAGAUGUCUCCAGUACUACGGAGAGUCAAACCGAGACUGCAACUGAUGACAAUGUAACUAAUAAUGUUACCACAGAAAAGAACAUUUCUAGUAGCACAACAGGUGAUGUGGAAGAAACAAGCACUGAUAAUAGAACCACUGACGAAGGUACUACUGAAAACAACACAGAUGUCCCCAGUACUACGGACAGUCAAACCGAGACCUCAACUGGUGACAAUGUAACUGAUAAUGUUACCACAGAAGAGAACAUUUCUAGUAACACAACAGGUGAUGUGGAAGAAACAAGCACUGAUAAUAGAGCAACCGACGAAGGUACUACUGCAAACAACACAGAUGUCCCCAGUACUUCGGACAGUCAAACUCAGACUACCACUGAUGACAAUGUAACUGAUAAUGUUACCACAGAAGAGAAUAUUUCUAGUAGCACAACAAGUGAUAUGGAAGAAACAAGCGCUGAUAAUAGAACCACGGACGAAGGCAUAACUGAAAAAAACACAGAUGUCCCCAGUACUACGGACAGUCAAACCGAGACCUCAACUGGUAACAAUGAAACUGAUAAUGUUACCACAGAAGAAAAUAUUUCUAGUAGUACAACAGGUGAUGUGGAAGAAACAAGCGCUGAUAAUAGGACCACGCACGAAGGUACUACUGAAAACAACACAGACGUCCCCAGUACUUCGGACAGUCAAACUCAGACUACCACUGAUGACAAUGUAACUGAUAAUGUUACCACAGAAGAGAAUAUUUCUAGUAGCACAACAAGUGAUGUGGAAGAAACAAGCGCUGAUAGUAGAACCACGGACGAAGGCACAACUGAAAACAACACAGAUGUCCCCAGUACUACGGAUAGUCAAACCGAGACCUCAACUGGUGACAAUAAAACUGAUAAUGUUACCACAGAAGAAAAUAUUUCUAGUAGUACAACAGGUGAUGUGGAAGAAACAAGCGCUGAUAAUAGAACCACGGACGAAGGUACUACUGAAAACAACACAGACGUCCCCAGUACUUCGGACAGUCAAACUCAGACUACCACUGAUGACAAUGUAACUGAUAAUGUUACCACAGAAGAGAAUAUUUCUAGUAGCACAACAAGUGAUGUGGAAGAAACAAGCGCUGAUAAUAGAACCACGGACGAGGACACAACUGAAAACAACACAGAUGUCCCCAGUACUACGGACACUCAAACCGAGAUCUCAACUGAUGACAAUGUAACUGAUAAUGUCACCACAGAAGAUAAUAUUUCUAGUAGCACAACAGGUGAUGUGGAAGAAACAAGCGCUGAUAAUAAAACCACAGACGAAAGUACUACUGAAAACAACACAGAUGUCCCCAGUACUACGAACAGUCAAACCGAGAUUUCAACUGAUGACAAUGCAACUGAUAAUGUUACCACAGAAGAUAAUAUUUCUAGUAGCACAACAGGUGAUGUGGAAGAAACAAGCGCUGAUAACAGAACCACCGACGAAGGCACAACUGAAAACUACGCAGAUGUCCCCAGUACUACGAAGAGUCAAACCGAGACUACAACUGGUGACAAUGUAACUGAUAAUGUUACCACAGAAGAGAAUAUUUCUAGUAGCACAAGAGGUGAUGUGGAAGAAACAAGCGCUGAUAACAGAACCACGGACGAAGGCACUACUGAAAACUACACAGAUGUCCCCAGUACUACGGACAGCCAAACCGAGACUACAACUGGUGACAAUGUAACUGAUAAUGUAACCACAGAAGAGAAUAUUUCUAGUAGCACAACAGUUGAUGUGGAAGAAACAAGCGCAGAUAACAGAACCACGGACGUAGGCACUACUGAAAACUACACAGAUGUCCCCAGUACUACGAACAGUCAAACCGAGACUACAACUGGUGACAAUGAAACUGAUAGUGUUACCACAGAAGAGAAUAUUUCUAGUAGCACUACAGCUGAUGUGGAAGAUACAAGCGCUGAUAAUAGAACCACGGACGUAGGCACUACUGAAAACUACACAGAUGUCCCCAGUACUACGGACAGUCAAACCGAGACUACAACUGGUGACAAUGUAACUGGUAAUGUUACCACAGAAGAGAAUAUUUCUAGUAGCACAACAGGUGAUGUGGAAGAAACAAGCGCUGAUAAUAGAACCACGGACGAAGGCACUACUGAAAACUACACAGAUGUCCCCAGCACUGCAAAAACUACUACUGAAAAUAAUAUUGAUGAAAAGACUACAUCUGCAAGCAAUAGUACCGAGGAAAGUAGUAACACAGACGUUACUACUACAGAAGCUAUCGGUUCAAGCACAGAUAACACAAAUGAUGACGCUAACAAUACUACAACUCUUGCUCCAGGAAAUGGAACAGCCAUAUGUCUUCAAAACAAUGUUGUUUGCCCUGCAAUCGAUGGACCAGAUUCAGUGUUCGCGUCUGUAUCUGAUUGUACCAAAUUUUGUCUAUGUUCAAAUGGAGUUCCUUAUCUUUACAAGUGUCCAGGAGGUCUACACUUCAAUCCUUCACUAAACGUAUGUGAUUGGCCUGAAAAUGCUGCAUGCACAAAUAAUAAUAACGAUACAACUUCUACAGAAGCAACGGUAACAACGGAGGGUACAAAUGCAGAUGAAACUACAACUGAAAUAAGUACCACUGAAAGUAAUGCUGCUGUAAAUGGAACUGAAACUUGUCUCAGAAAUAAUGUUGUCUGCCCAGUUGUUGACGGAUACGAUUCAGUGUACGCCGCUUUACCUGACUGCUCCAAAUUUUGCCUGUGCCUGAACGGUGUGCCAUUCGAACAUCAAUGUUCAGAUGGUCUGCUCUUUAAUCCACGAUCAAAUGCCUGCGAUUGGCCUCAGAGAACGUCUUGUUCUGGUGACAAUAACGUAACCACUUCUGCAGUUCCCGCUGUUUCAACCGAAUAUCUUACAGAAGAAGAAACAACAGUACACAGUAGUUCAACAAGUAAUGGUGAGAAUAAUGUAACAGGUUCUGUAGUUCCCGCUGUUUCCACCGAAGAUCUUACAGAAGAAGAAACAACAGCACAAAGUAGUUCAACAAGUAAUGGUGAGAAUAACGUAACAGGUUCUGCAGUUCCUGCCGUUUCUACUGAAGAUCUUACAGAAGAAGACACAACAGUUCAAAGUAGUUCAACAAGUGAAGAAAGCCGCAACGAAUUACCAGUUGGAUCGGAAGAGUGUUUGCAAAAUAAUGUUGUUUGCCCAGCAGUUGAUGGCAAGUUCCCAGUAUAUGCAGCACUUCCAGAUUGUACCAAAUUCUGUCAAUGUUCGAAUGGAGCACCAUACCUUUACAACUGUCCAGGAGGUUUACACUUCAAUCCUUCACUAAAUGUUUGUGAUUGGCCAGAAGAUGCUGGUUGUGAAAGAUCAAUAUAGUACCGUCAAAUUCUUCAAAUAUUUUGGUAUUAUAAAUUUUGAAUAAGAGAAAAUGCUGACAAAAAACUGUUUACUAAUAUACUCAUACUAGUUACUGAUUUUAUAUUUUGAUCCAAAGAGAUUAUAAAAAUAAAUUAAUAUAAGCAAA